AUGCCAACAAUAGAGCACACAAUGAGUCUCCGAGCUGCUGCUUGUGUGUGCCUUCUGGCGGUCACUAGUUUCUUGGGAGCAUCAUCUAGCGGGAACGUCGUCAACAUGUCACUCCGGGAAGCUAGCGAAAACGUUUCCAGGUGUCAAGAAUGCAAGAUGAUCCUUGCUGGAGUUCGAGUCCUCUAUAAUGUUCUACCAUCAAGCGUCAAUGCCGAGAACAUAUUCUCAAGUGUUUGUUUAACAGUUGUACCCAUGCUUGGACACAACUCAACAAUUACCUGUCCUCAUCUCCUGCAGCAGUACUUACCCGAUGUCAGAAGUGUGUUCAUUAAUGACAUUUUGUCCGGAGCCUGCGAAAUAUUAGAGAUCUGUCCAACGAACCACUUCAGGAAUCAGGGUGGAUUAUCUAGCCCGCCUGCCUCCUCUGUACAACUGGCACACCAAGUACAAUUGAAUCAGGCUAGACUUGAGAUGAACCAGCAGAGUUCGGAUCCACUGACAUUUGUGCAGAUCUCAGACAUUCAUAUGGACAAAGAUUAUGUGAAG
This is a messenger RNA of Candidula unifasciata, 546 nucleotides long. The record is from the annotation of a GenBank genome assembly. NCBI's taxonomy places the organism in Eukaryota, Metazoa, Mollusca, Gastropoda, Stylommatophora, Geomitridae.